AUGCUUCUUGCUGCCGACAGCAGCGGGAGGAUGGAAGGGAGGUCGAGUUCGAGCUCCUCUCGCCGCUCGACGAAGGACGGACGGGGGCCGAAGAGGGACAGGUCGCCGGCCUCCGGGGGGAGACACCACCGAGGCGGCAGGGCGGAGAAGCCCCCGCAGAGAGCGGGGAAGAGCGGGGAGCCAAAGGGGGAGCAGGGGGGAGCCUCGGCCGAGAAGACGGAGGAGGAACCGGAGGAGGGCACGGAGAAGCCGCGCUCCACCGUCGUAGACGUGGACGGCGUGCGGGACGGCGAGGGAGACGGGGAGACGGAGGAGGCGCUGGGACUGCUGGAGAGGGAGUGGCAGGGGGAAGGAGUGAAAUGCAGGAGACCCGGUGUGUGUGAGUGGCUGCUGACUGGAGUGGUCAUCCUGGCCAUCGUCCUCUCCUUCCCCCUCUCCGUCUGGCUCUGCUUGAAGAUAGUGAGGGAGCAUGAGAGAGCAGUUAUUUUAAGACUGGGACAUCUUCUUCCAGGGAAACCCAGAGGACCAGGACUCCUCUUCUACCUCCCCAUCCUGGAUGUUUGCCAGAUAGUGGACAUUCGACUGAAAAUGCUAAAGGUCCCCUCUCACACGGUGGUGACGAAGGACCUGGUGAGCACGGAGCUGAGUGCGGCGUGUUAUUACCGCGUGGAGAACGCGUCUCUGUGCUUCACCUCCCUGUCGGGGGUCACCGCCGUGCUCCAGGGCCUGGUCCAGGCCUGCGAUAGGGAGGUCCUCGCCCGGCACACCUUCUCCCAGAUCCUGCUGGAGAGGAAGAAGAUCGGCCAAGAGAUCCAGGUGGCGCUAGAUGCUGUGACCUGCCAAUGGGGAAUCAAGGUAGAGAGGGCUGAAAUAGAGGACCUGUGUGUCCCAGCAGAGCUCCGGCACAGCGUCACGGCCGAGGCACAGGCCAAGAGCCUCGCCCAGAUCAAGGUGAUAGCAGCAGAAGGGGAGAAGGCUGCGUGUGAGGCUCUGAAGGCCUCUGUAGACGCUCUGUCUGGCUCCCCGGCUGCGGUCCAGCUGCGCAUCCUGCAGCUCCUGCACACUCUGCGCAGCGAGCAGUCAGCGCUGGUCCUCACGCUGCCCUCUGACCUCCUGACCCUGCCUGCCGACCUCUCCGCCUCCCUCAGCCCAGCCAAUCACAGCCCUCCGGCUGACGGAACAGCAGACCAUUCCCACAGAGACUCCCCCAUGAUGUAG
Messenger RNA from Conger conger (European conger), 1218 nucleotides. It is a transcript of the gene nphs2, whose product is annotated as NPHS2 stomatin family member, podocin. Bases 1 to 1218 code for a protein of 405 amino acids. The record is from RefSeq and is a predicted model, not a curated record. The transcript is spliced from 8 exons. Lineage: Eukaryota; Metazoa; Chordata; Actinopteri; Anguilliformes; Congridae. Gene Ontology annotation, cellular component: plasma membrane.